Messenger RNA from Abrus precatorius (Indian licorice), 2145 nucleotides. RefSeq names its product bifunctional 3-dehydroquinate dehydratase/shikimate dehydrogenase, chloroplastic-like. The transcript is spliced from 12 exons. The record is from RefSeq and is a predicted model, not a curated record. The coding region runs from base 145 to 1743 and encodes 532 amino acids. Gene Ontology annotation, biological process: chorismate biosynthetic process; shikimate metabolic process. Gene Ontology annotation, molecular function: shikimate 3-dehydrogenase (NADP+) activity; 3-dehydroquinate dehydratase activity; NADP binding. Lineage: Eukaryota; Viridiplantae; Streptophyta; Magnoliopsida; Fabales; Fabaceae.
AACCUAAAAAAACUCAACUACUCCCUCCUUUCUUCCUUUCUUUUUGAUUUACAGUAGUGAGUGGCACCCACGCACCCACGCACCUACCACCCUUCUCAAUUCCCACUUUCUUCUCAAUUCCCACUUUCUUCAUUCUCCCAAACAAUGGACUCUCCUUCUCUCAACGUUCUCUUUGCCACGCCAUCGGCGGGUAGUGGUGGAACGAGGAAGAGUGCAACCUUAAUCUGUGCUCCAAUCAUGGGCGAAUCAAUUGAAAAAAUGAAGAUUGAUGUGCACAAAGCAAAAGCUGGUGGUGCUGACCUUGUUGAAAUUCGGUUGGACUCUUUGAACACCUUCGACCCCUAUCAAGAUCUCAGCGCUCUAAUUCAAAAUCAUCCUUUGCCCUUGUUGUUCACUUAUAGGCCCACAUGGGAGGGUGGUAUGUAUGAUGGUGAUGAAAACAAACGGUUGGAUGCACUACGAUUAGCCAUGGAGUUGGGAGCUGAUUACAUUGACGUUGAACUUCAGGUAGCACAUCAGUUCUAUGACUCUAUACGUGGGAAGACAUUCAAUAAAACCAAGGUCAUUGUUUCAUCUCACAACUAUCAGCUUACUCCAUCAAUUGAGGAUCUUGGUAACCUUGUAGCAAAAAUACAAGCCACAGGGGCAGAUAUUGUGAAGAUUGCAACAACUGCCUUGGACAUCACUGAUGUGGCGCACAUGUUUCAAAUAAUGGUGCAUUCUCAAGUUCCAUUUAUUGGACUUGUUAUGGGUGAUAGGGGAUUGAUUUCACGUAUACUUUGUGCAAAAUUUGGUGGAUAUCUCACUUUUGGUACUGUUGAGUCAGGAGUAGUUUCAGCUCCUGGUCAACCUACACUUAAGGAUCUAUUGUAUCUAUACAAUUUGAGACAACUGGGACCUGAUACAAAAGUAUAUGGGAUUAUUGGAAAGCCUGUUAGUCACAGUAAAUCACCCAUAUUGUACAAUGAAGCCUUCAAGUCAGUUGGUUUUGAUGGAGUUUAUGUAUUUUUAUUGGUGGAUGAUGUUGCCAAUUUUCUCAAGACUUAUUCAUCAACAGAUUUUGUGGGAUUCAGUGUUACCAUUCCUCACAAGGAGGAAGCACUUAAGUGCUGUGAUGAGGUUGAUCCAGUGGCUAAGGCAAUAGGAGCUGUAAAUUGCAUUGUAAGAAGACCAACUGAUGGAAAGUUGAUUGGGUAUAACACGGAUUAUGUUGGUGCUAUUUCUGCAAUUGAGGAUGGGUUACGAGGUAAACAUAAUGGGAGUAGUACAGCUGUUUCACCAUUAGCUGGUAAGCUGUUUGUUGUUAUUGGGGCUGGUGGUGCUGGGAAGGCACUCGCUUAUGGUGCAAAAGAGAAAGGAUCAAGGAUUGUGAUUGCAAACCGCACCUAUGAUCGUGCCAGAGAACUUGCUGAUGUAAUUGGUGGAGAUGCUUUAGCGCUUGCUGAUUUAGAUAAUUACCAUCCUGAGGAUGGUAUGAUUCUUGCAAAUACAACAUCAAUUGGAAUGCAACCAAAAGUUGAUGAGACACCUAUUUCUAAGCAUGCUUUGAAACAUUAUUCCCUGGUUUUUGAUGCUGUCUACACGCCCAAGAUGACUAGACUCUUGAAAGAAGCAGAAGAAUCAGGAGCCACUACUGUAACAGGGAUAGAGAUGUUUAUUGGACAAGCAUAUGAACAGUAUGAAAAGUUCACUGGAUUGCCAGCACCAAAGGAGCUCUUCAGGAAAACUAUGGAGAACUAUUAAUGAGUUGCAGGGAUAGUUUGUUGUUGUAUCACAAUGAAGAAUCAGGAUGGUGAGCGGAUUUGCUUGCGGCUUUGGUUUUAACUUUUAAAGGGAAGUAUUUAUGUUGUGAAACAUGCGACCGCAGGUGCCAUUGUUUGCAUUGCCUUUGAAUGGAGAGGGACUUUCUUUAGGAAAUAGUGAUUACUUGCAUUUAUUCUCACCAUUCUCUUCCAAUUUCUCCUGGUGCAAAUUUUGUUUAUCAUAGCUAAGAAGAUUUCUUGGCAAUCACAAAUAAUAUCAUCAAAUGCAAUUCCUUGAAAGUUUCUGCAUUGUAAUUGUAUCUAAUUUUCUUAAGCAGAAGAUGCCUCGUUUUUUUAAUUAAUUUUAUGGAAUAAAAAAACUAGCCAGGGAUGUUGAGUAUUC